AUGCCAGCCAACAGUCUUACAAAAGCGCUCCCCAGAGAGGCUCACAAGCGCUUUGUCUCACACCUGAACCUGUUUAGCAUUAAUCACAUAGAAAAAGAGUAUGUUAAGAGAGAGGCAGAAGAUUGUGGUAUUGCUGGGGAGGACAACCCCCUCCCUAAAUAG
Ascochyta rabiei is the source of this 162-nucleotide messenger RNA. RefSeq lists its product as uncharacterized. The transcript has a single exon. NCBI's taxonomy places the organism in Eukaryota, Fungi, Ascomycota, Dothideomycetes, Pleosporales, Didymellaceae. The coding region runs from base 1 to 162 and encodes 53 amino acids. The record is from RefSeq and is a predicted model, not a curated record.